UGCUACGUACUGUUUAUUAAUAACAUUCAAGAGUCAACAGCUAUUCUUUUGUAUCUUAAAACUCGCAUUACUAAUUAUUGGAGUUUAAGGAAAUUGUUUUUGGCAUACCUAUGUGCAUUAGAUCUAAUACAUCAGCACUCGAACGUAGUGAUACAUUUAAUAACCUAGGAGAUCCAGAGUUGAAAUCCCUUCGAAAUGGUGGCCGAAUUCCAAGCAAUUGUUUUGGCUGCUGGCCGCAGUUCUCCUCUGGAGCAACUAAUCCAAACACCGAAGCCUCUUCUCCAGCUUGGAAACUUCCCCUUAAUUUAUUUUCCUUUACAGUGGCUGAAGAAGAACGGAUUCGAGCAAGUCACUGUUGUGGUUUCGCGAUCCACCAAAGAAGACAUCUUUCUCGCACUUGCGCCUCAUUUUGAAAAUGACCUGGAAAUUGAUUUCUUCCCCAUCGACGAUGAGUACGAUUACGGAACGGCGGAGAGCUUGCGACUUCUCCACAAAAGCAAAAAGCUUUCGACCGAUUUACUCGUUGUUACUUGUGAUUUGAUAUCCGACCUCGUACUUCAAGACGUGGCCAAUGUCUUCCGUAUGCAUAAUGCAUCGUUGACAGCAGUUUAUCCGCGUGCCGCUGCGGUGGAAACAGUGGUGCCCGGCGCGAAAUCCAAGAAACAGCAUGAUCGCGAAAUUAUUGGACUGGAACCUUCGACUAACCGGUUGGUGUGUACCGCAUCCGAAGCUGAUUUCGAAGAGAGCUUUGCCAUUUAUCGCCGUUUAUUAAACAGAUAUUCCCGACUCCGUAUCCGUACUGCACUCCAAGAUUCUCACAUUUAUCUGCUCAAACGUUGGGUGUUGGAUCUUUUGACAACAAACGAGAAGAUUAAAUCCCUGCAGUCGGAGUUAAUUCCCUUUUUAAUAAAGAAUCAGCAUCGUACAAAACCUUUAAACGGAUUGACUGGCGAGCCAGAGCAAUCUUCGGUGCAGAGCCAACUAAAUCGUAUCGCUGCGGAAAAAGAUUUGGAAUUGUUAGCCCGGGAUAUGUCAGUAUGGUCUGAUCAUGGCGGAGAUAUGAAGGAUUCGUAUUUUGGCAACAGUGUGCGAUGUUAUGCGUUUCUUGCCGAUACCGAUUUAUGCUUCCGUGUUAACACGGUGACGGCAUUUUGUGAAGCCAGCAGACUGCUACCACGUAUUAUACAAGCGCUUCUUCCGGUACCAGCCUCGUUCAGAUACGUCCACCCUAACGCCACAUUAAUUGGAAAAGCACAAGUUGGCGCGGACAGUAUUGUUGGCGAGCGCACGGUCAUCCAGGACAAGGUGUCGAUUAAAAAAUCCGUUAUCGGACCGAACUGUAAAAUAUCGGAAAAGGCCAAAAUUAGUGGGUGUACCAUUAUGAACGACGUUUUCAUCGGAGAAAGUUGUAAUCUUCAGAACUGCAUAAUCGCCAGUCAGGCGCAAAUCGGAGACAAAUCCGACUUGAAAGAUUGCUUGGUCGGACAACAGUUCGAAGUUCCGGUCUCUUCCAAGCACUUCAGUGAUACGCUAACCGAUGGGGAAAGGCUGAUGGAGUACUAAUGUUCUUGUUCGGUCUCUGUUGUAAUGUGCGUUUUUCUAGACUUAUUUUUAUUGUGGAUUUGUAGUCGGUUUUCGUAUAAAUAAGCCUUGAGCAUCGUGAGCAGAUCAGCAUUGCCAGAAGAGUUAACGUCCCUACGAUCUAACUGGCUGCACUGAUAAAGAAACAAGUAAAAGGAUAGUCACAAUCACA
Paramacrobiotus metropolitanus is the source of this 1753-nucleotide messenger RNA. Its product is annotated as translation initiation factor eIF-2B subunit gamma-like. NCBI's taxonomy places the organism in Eukaryota, Metazoa, Tardigrada, Eutardigrada, Parachela, Macrobiotidae. Gene Ontology annotation, biological process: cytoplasmic translational initiation. The transcript has 8 exons. Gene Ontology annotation, cellular component: guanyl-nucleotide exchange factor complex; eukaryotic translation initiation factor 2B complex. The record is from RefSeq and is a predicted model, not a curated record. Bases 196 to 1563 code for a protein of 455 amino acids. Gene Ontology annotation, molecular function: translation initiation factor activity; guanyl-nucleotide exchange factor activity.